CCGUAUUAUUUAAAGAUAACUUUUGUAAAGAAAAAAAAUAUCCUGUUAUAUAAUUUGGAUUCAAUCGUGAGAUGUUACGCCACGGAUGUGACCCAUCGAAGAAAAAUGCACCGAGAAACGCAACAGAUCGCGUUAAAAGUUUGAGGUUAGGAACAACACCGGUGUCUCGUUCGUCGAGAGCGGGAGCAACGAGGUUAGGUUGGGUCUCGCUUUCGAAGCCUCACGUGCGGAAGAAGCGGAUGUUUCGUAAAUGUAAUUCGCGCCUGUGCUUGAAAAAUGAGCGGCGUGAAAAGAGGAACGACGAUCUUCACGGGCAGACCAUUCGUCUUCGUUCUUGGCUCGAAGCACAGGACUACUCGAUGUGACAAUUGUCUGAGGAGCGGGAAAUUGUCCAAGUGCUCGGGUUGCCAGUACGUCUAUUACUGCGACCGCAAUUGCCAGAGGGAAUCGUGGCGGAUACACAAGGCGGAGUGCGCGCAUCUCGACAAGGUAUCGCCGAGAGUGUUGCCGGACGCAGCCCGGCUCAUGGCGCGUAUAAUUCUCAAGCUCAAUCGAGGUGGGGCCGACGAGGCGGGCUAUUACACUGAGAAGAGCUUCAGGAAGUUCAAGGAUCUAAUGUCCCAUUAUUCGGACAUAAAAGCGGACGCGAAGCGACAGGUACAUUUCACCACGUUGUACGGAGUCCUGCUUCAAUUUCUCGGCGAGGCAAACAUGCCCAACGUCGCCGAGCUGAUGGGCAUUUACGGCAGGAUGUGCACCAACAGCUUCAACAUACUAGACGUCAAUAUGAACACCAUUGGAGUUGGCAUUUACCUGGGAGCGUCUGUGAUGGAUCACAGUUGCAGGCCCAACGCAGUCGCCGUUUUCGAGGGGACCACCAUCGUCGUCAGGACAGUGACGGAUCUGCCCUCUUUGGACUGGUCGCAGAUAAGAAUCUCGUACGUGGAUCUGCUCAAUUCUAACAAGGACAGGCGCGAGGAACUGCACAGCUCGUACUACUUCUGGUGCGAUUGCGAGAGAUGUAAAAGCGAGGAACCAAUGGCCGAGGCGGCCGCGUGCCCGAGCUCGUCGUGCGACUCGCCGUGUUCGGUUGAAGCCGACGAAUGCGGGAAAUGCGGCGCGAGAAUAUCGGAAGAGUUUAAGCAGACAUUUCGGGAAGUCGUCGAUUUUACCGCUCAUCACUUGGAAAAGAUGAAAACUAUGGCCUAUCUUGACGUUAGUAAGAUAUGCUUGAAGAAGCAGAAGGGUGUAAUGCACAAGUUUAAUAUACAACACGUCCGUACUCUGGAAAUGGCUCAUAUCGCGGCUAUGAAUCUGGAGUGUUGGGAAGAUGCGGAGUUUUAUGGAAACGAACUCGUACCAGGAUAUUUAAUGUACUACGGGGAGAUACACCCUCUGACGGGAUUGCUGUAUCUCACGACAGGAAAGAUACAAUUGCACCUGGGAAAACCGAAAGAAGGGCUCAGGGCGUUGAAUAAAGCGAGCGCGGUGCUGACGAUAACGCACGGUAAUAAGCACUCCCUGGUGCAAGAGGAAUUGAGACCUUUGCUCUAUCAAGCUGCGAUGGAGUCGAGCGGUGAUACUCACGGCGUGUAGCGAUCUGAUAUUUUUGUAAUUUUUAGCAAUAAAUUAUUUUCUAGAUACAAUUAAAGCUCGACAUACAUA
This is a messenger RNA of Vollenhovia emeryi, 1665 nucleotides long. RefSeq names its product histone-lysine N-methyltransferase SMYD3 (gene Smyd3). Gene Ontology annotation, cellular component: nucleus. The transcript has 6 exons. Bases 277 to 1596 code for a protein of 439 amino acids. The record is from RefSeq and is a predicted model, not a curated record. Gene Ontology annotation, molecular function: protein binding. NCBI's taxonomy places the organism in Eukaryota, Metazoa, Arthropoda, Insecta, Hymenoptera, Formicidae.